This is a messenger RNA of Aureobasidium pullulans EXF-150, 970 nucleotides long. Its product is annotated as S-adenosyl-L-methionine-dependent methyltransferase. The record is from RefSeq and is a predicted model, not a curated record. Lineage: Eukaryota; Fungi; Ascomycota; Dothideomycetes; Dothideales; Saccotheciaceae. Bases 122 to 970 code for a protein of 282 amino acids. The transcript has 3 exons. Gene Ontology annotation, molecular function: O-methyltransferase activity.
GUUCGGGCAACUCUCGUGAUUUCUGUUCUCUCUUACAUCGUCUUCCAUCCCUCUAAGCAUCAUCUCACAUCUUCUUCCACCUCUCCCACCUCGCAAUUAUUGUACACAGCAACAUCCAAUCAUGACGGACCCAUCCCCCAAUAUCCCCUGGUAUAAAGCCUACACGGGCAGUACACCCCAAGGCCGCCUCGGCGACGGCCGCGAACAAUCCCUCCUAACCCACGUCCGCAACCUCUCCCCCACCACCCCCUCCUCCGUAGCCACUGCAAUCGACUCCUUCGCCUUCUCCAACCAAUACCUCAUGACCAUCGGCCCUCGAAAAGCCACCCUCCUCAUCUCCCUAAUAACUUCCCGAAAACCGAAAAUCAUGCUCGAGUUGGGUGGAUAUAUCGGUUAUUCCGCAGUCGUUCUUGGUGCAGCCGUCAAAGCUGCCGGCGGCGAAAAAUACAUUUCCAUCGAGAGCAAUGAGGUAUUCGCUUCCAUUGCGAGGGAAAUGGUGAGCAUGGCUGGAUUGGAUGGGUUUGUGGAGGUGCAGGUGGGGAGGAGUGAUUUUCUUCUUCGUGAAUUGGCUGCGUCUGCCUCUUUUGCUUCUGGCGGGGGUUUGGAUUUUUUGUUUGUUGAUCAUUAUAAACCUGCUUAUUUGCAUGACUUGAUGUUGGCGGAGGAAAUAGGGUUGGUGAGGGAGGGGACUUGGGUCGUGGCGGAUAAUGUGGGACAUCCUGGGGCGCCGGAGUAUAAGGCAUAUGUUCUGUGCUCUGUGGAAGAAAAGAGAAGGAAAGUUCAGUGGGGGCAGAGGGAAGCAAAUCCGAAUGCUAGAAAUUGGUAUUUGAGGGAAGGAGAGAGGGGUGUGGAAGCUGAGGAGGAGAGUGUGGUUGGGAGACCGGAGUUAGAGUAUGAUACGGAAUGUUUGGAGGCGUUUGAACCUGAUGGUACCCCGGAUAUCAUCACAUUGACGAAGUGUCUUGGUUGA